Messenger RNA from Nothobranchius furzeri (turquoise killifish), 1544 nucleotides. It is a transcript of the gene dharma, whose product is annotated as dharma. Gene Ontology annotation, biological process: regulation of transcription by RNA polymerase II. Gene Ontology annotation, molecular function: DNA-binding transcription factor activity, RNA polymerase II-specific; RNA polymerase II cis-regulatory region sequence-specific DNA binding. The record is from RefSeq and is a predicted model, not a curated record. Gene Ontology annotation, cellular component: nucleus. NCBI's taxonomy places the organism in Eukaryota, Metazoa, Chordata, Actinopteri, Cyprinodontiformes, Nothobranchiidae.
GAAUGACUGAUUGUGUUGUAAAGCGCCUUGGGGCUUCCAGGACUCUAUAAAAGGUGCUACAUCAAAUACAGACCACUUACCAAGCUACAUUAAAGAGAUAAAACUUUUUUUAGACUUUGACAAACUCUGCUGAAAAUAUGAUUUAAACAUCUUUAUGAGAAGUGAGUUCACACCUGUUAUUAAACAUCAGAGGGUGUUCCCAUGUGGCUCCAGAAUAAACAUCAUAGCUGAUUGGUCUUUUGUCUUAUAAAGUGUAAUAAUAUAAAAUAAAUUUUCAAGUAUUAAGUUGAUUUUCUGAAUCAUCAUCAGAUUAAAAACAACAACAAACAAAAGAAAAUAAUUUAAAAAACUUUAACAUUCAUGUUUCUAAAAUGACUUCAAAGAGUUUCGUGUAAAAUCUUGAUGAAAAGCUCCUUUCAACCAUUAAAGUCAAACAAAAGCCAAAAUUUCACUUGAAAUCAUCAAAAGGUCAGAGGUCAGAUCAAUGGACCAAUCAGGCUCAUCAACACUCGGAACCCUUCAGCUGUUUGAUCUGGGCUUCAAAGUUCUGUUUAAAACCCGGAUGGAUCAGAGCCCAGCGGUUGAUGAUGGACGGAAUCCGAGUUUCGGACUUCAGCAUCGAGCGCAUCCUCUCCUCGCAGUUCGGCCGGUGCCGGUGCCCGGUGCCGGUACCGGAGCCCGAACCGUUCCUCAGGAUCCCCGACCGGCUGGAUCUGGAGUUAGCCAGUAUUACCCCCCCCGCGCUGUUCCCGGAUCCCGCCCCGGUACCGGGAUGCCUGUUGUACCAAGAGAUGCAAUUUGGAGACGCGUGUUGUCCGUGCGCAUGCGCGUCCCAUCGCGCAGCGCUCAGCAGGUCCUACCGGAGCCACGGAAUUUACUUUAUUCAGAAUCCUGCAGAACCAGGUGUUCAGCAGCUGGGGGGUCACAGAGGUCAGCAGCAGGUCCGAUCCUGUCAGAAGACCCGGAUGAGGACGGUGUUCACCGCCGGUCAGACCCAACAGCUGGAGGCGCUGUUCAACAUCACCGACUACCCGAACCUGCAGGCUCGGGCCGAACUGGCUCGAGGAACCGGGCUUAGUGAGGACACCGUCAGGGUUUGGUUUAAGAACCACAGAGCCAGGAGGAAGAGGCAGCGCCGGGGUUCAAAGGUCAGAUCACCUGGUCCAUCGGCACUGCUUCGUGUAAGAAUCUCACCACCUGAUUCGUCCAAACUGGGGAUCAGACCAUCGGACGAUCCAAAUCUGGCUCAGCAGCACUUCAGCAGCCCAGCUUGAGAUCUGCAGAUGAAAGGCGCUGAUGACCUCCUGUGACCCCGGGGUCGGCCAUCUUUACAGACACUUCGAACUUUUCUUGUUUUCCGUCAUGUUUUCCUCUUUAACUUAUUUAAAAUUCUCAAGACUUUAAACUCGACUUUUUGUCUUCAUUUCUAGAAAUAAACAGUUAAAUAGAGUUAGUGAUGUUUUAUUUUCUAAUUCCUGCUGUUUACUACGUGUUUACGACUUUAAAAUCACUUCUUUAUGUAGCAAAUUUUGUUUUAAAUCAUG